Pundamilia nyererei is the source of this 1117-nucleotide messenger RNA. RefSeq names its product pleckstrin homology domain-containing family B member 1-like. Lineage: Eukaryota; Metazoa; Chordata; Actinopteri; Cichliformes; Cichlidae. The transcript has 5 exons. Gene Ontology annotation, biological process: regulation of cell differentiation. Gene Ontology annotation, cellular component: membrane. The record is from RefSeq and is a predicted model, not a curated record. The coding region runs from base 173 to 610 and encodes 145 amino acids.
UCAGUCCUGGUGAGAGCCAGAUUAAUCUACCAAUACCUCAAUAUCCGCAGGACAGAGGCCAUAUAAACCCAGGCAAAGGCCUCCAACAGCAGAGUCUCUUAGACAUAAGCAAGCCUUUUGCUCCUGGAUUAUUAUCACAGCAAACUAAUAACAAGAACAACAUCCGAGGAUUAUGGCGCUCCUGAAAUCAAGCUGGUUGUGGAGACAGACUUCUGUCCUAAAACGCUGGAAGCUCAACUGGUGUGACCUUUGGAUCGAUGGGAGUCUUUGCUUUUACAAGUCAGACAACAGGCGAGAGCUGGAGCAUCGCGUCAGUCUCAAACUAGCAUGCAUAGAUGUGCAGUCCGGUCAGGAAUGUGGAGGUGUGACUCCACCAGAGAGCAAUCCCAGGGAGAAUCUCGUCGUGGUUCACCUCAUGGACGGCUCAACACUCAACCUGUGCGCAAACAGUGAAGACGAAUCAAUAGCGUGGAAACUGACUCUGCUGCAGACCAGAAGAAACCCGGUGUUCACAUAUGACCCAUAUGAUGACUCCUACCAGGCUGUCCCCCUCAAUAGCCGCCAUACUGUCUACAUAACACCUGGAGCAGGACCAGGUAAGAUAUCAUAGCUUAACACAGAAAACUAGACUUAUUAUCGACUUAAUAUAAUACAUAGUACAUAUAUUAUAAUAUGUAGCCAUUUUUUUGUAUGGAGUAUGUAAAAUUAUAAUAGUUCCCUUUAAUAUUGUAAUUUUAGGACAAUAAAAUUAACCAAGUGGAGCAUUUUAAAGAAGCAUUUAGCUCUACACUAAAUAAAUCUAAUGCUGCGGUCUAUAUACUGGAUCAAAAACAACAGCAUUCAUUUGCAUUUAUUAUCCUAGACCAUAUCCUAUCGAGCAAAAACAGGCUGGCUUAUGAGGGCUCUUUUCUGAAUCCUGUAAACAACAGGGAAUUGAAAUAUGGCAGCUGUCUUCUUCUUCCAAAGAAGCAGACAAUUCAACAGUAAUCUAAAUAAUCCAUAACUGCUUUGGUUGCUGCAGUAUGUUUUAUAAAACAUGGCACACCACAAGAACUGAGCACUUAUGAUGUAGCUGGUAUGUAGCCUGUGAGGAAACAGUCAGAAAACCCAGAACCAU